UCACCACCGACAUCACCAUCACCGAUAUCACCAUCACCGAUAUCAUCAUUACCGAUAUCAUCAUCACCAUCACCGAUAUCAUCAUCACCGAUAUCAUCUGCGAUAUUAUCAUCAUCGAUAUCAUCAGCAUCGAUAUCAUCAUCUGCCAUAUUAUCAUCAUCGAUAUCAUCAACGAUAUCACCAUCGAUAUCAUCAUCGAUAUCAUCAUCACCGAUAUCAUCAUCGAUAUCAUCAUCGAUAUCAUCACCGACACCAUCACCGAUACCAUCAUCACCGAUACCAUCAUCAGCGAUGCCAUCAUCAGCGAUGCCAUCAUCAGCGAUGCCAUCAUCAGCGAUAUCAUCAUCACCGAUGUCACUAUCAGCGAUAUCAUCAUCAGCGAUAUCAUCAUCAGCGAUAUCAUCAUCAGCGAUAUCAUCAUCAACAUCAUGGAUAAAUUUCUCACAUAUAAUCCGAAGCCAUUUACUAAUUUCAAGAUGUCGUCGAAAAUCGGAAUGUCAUCAUUAA
Octopus sinensis (East Asian common octopus) is the source of this 507-nucleotide messenger RNA. Its product is annotated as endochitinase A-like. Lineage: Eukaryota; Metazoa; Mollusca; Cephalopoda; Octopoda; Octopodidae. The annotation marks the transcript as partial. The transcript is spliced from 3 exons. The record is from RefSeq and is a predicted model, not a curated record.